AGUGUCCGGCUCAGGCUCCGGCUGCGGCUCCCGCCCGCGAUGCCCCACUCCGUGACUCUGCGCGGCCCUUCACCCUGGGGCUUCCGCCUGGUGGGCGGCCGGGACUUCAGCGCACCCCUCACCAUCUCGCGGGUCCAUGCUGGCAGCAAGGCUGCCCUGGCUGCCCUGUGCCCUGGAGACCUGAUCCAGGCCAUCAAUGGUGAGAGCACAGAGCUCAUGACACACCUGGAGGCUCAGAACCGCAUCAAAGGCUGCCACGACCACCUCACACUCUCUGUGAGCAGGCCGGAAGGCAGAAGCUGGCCUGGUGCCCCAGAAGACAGCAAGGCUCAGGCAUACAGGAUCAACAUCGACCCUGAGGCCCAGGAUGGCAGUCCAACGACCAGCAGGCGGCCCUCGGCCCUGGGGACUGGGCCAGAAGAUGGCAGGCCAAGCCUGGGAUCUCCUUAUGGGCAGUCACCUCGCCUCCCAGCCCCUCACAAUGACGGCAGCAGUGAGGCCACCUUACUGUCACAGAUGAGCACCCUGCAAGUGUCUCCACCCCACAGCACUGACCCAGCCAAAGGCCUCCCGCGGAGCCGCGACUGCGGAAUCGGCCUGGGCUCAGAGGUAUACAGGAUGCUGCGAGAGCCCGCCGAGCUCCCAACCGCGGAGCCCAAGCAGUCAGGGUCCUUCCGCUAUCUGCAGGGCAUGCUGGAAGCUGGUGAGGGCGGGGCACCAUUGUCAAGGCGCGGGACAAGCUGUACCACCCCGAGUGCUUCAUGUGCAGCGACUGCGGCCUGAACCUCAAGCAGCGCGGUUACUUCUUCCUGGACGAGCGGCUCUAUUGCGAGAGCCACGCCAAGGCGCGGGUCAAGCCGCCGGAGGGCUACGAUGUGGUGGCGGGGUACCCCAAUGCCAAGGUGGAACUCGUCUG
This is a messenger RNA of Pteropus alecto (black flying fox), 916 nucleotides long. It is a transcript of the gene PDLIM4, whose product is annotated as PDZ and LIM domain 4. Gene Ontology annotation, cellular component: filamentous actin; stress fiber; adherens junction. Gene Ontology annotation, molecular function: muscle alpha-actinin binding; actin binding. Lineage: Eukaryota; Metazoa; Chordata; Mammalia; Chiroptera; Pteropodidae. The transcript has 6 exons. Bases 40 to 783 code for a protein of 247 amino acids. Gene Ontology annotation, biological process: heart development; actin cytoskeleton organization; muscle structure development. The record is from RefSeq and is a predicted model, not a curated record.